UCUGCAUAACGACCCGACCCCUGAACCAUGACGCUAAUCAAGGGCUCAUAACUAACCCCAUUUCUAACAAGGGCCGAAAAUCUUCAACAGUCAACACGCACGCUCUUCUCCCUCCCUCUCGAGUCUUGGGUCUUGUGCUUGCUCACUGAACAAUUAACCGACCGUCUUGGCUUUGGGAGACGAGGUGAUCGGCCUUUUCCUAUCUUGGUCCGGCUGACACACAAUGCCUGUUCGGUCGUUUAUACGAAAGCUGCGCGAAUGGCAAUUUACAAGGAAUGACCUCGAUUUAGAAGCGCAGACACACAGACCCUCGCCCGUCUGGGCGCAUCCAUUCAAGCUUCUCGGCCACUCUCUACUGAGGAAUCGUCUCCUCAUCUUCAUCUUCACCAUUUUGAUGGUGUCGUAUCUCAUGACAACUGCUUCAGCUGCCCCAGCCGAGAGAGCAGAUGUCCAGUAUGAUGUCGUCAUCUACGGCAACACAGUCGCCGCGAUAGCAGCGGCUGUGCAGACCAAGCGCAUGAAGAAGAGUGUUGCUAUCGUCUUCCCCGGUAACACGCUGGGUGGCUUGACAACAUCGGGUCUUGGAUGGACAGACUCCAAGAAGGGAAGCUCUAUUGGUGGCAUUGCCAGGGAGUUUUACGGCAAGGUCUAUACCUACUACCAGAAGACCAGUCCGUGGACACAAGAGACGCGCUCGCAAUAUAUUGCACGAAAGAUUGGAGCCCAGCCCGGUCCUGCUAUUGAUGAGAGCAACAAGGUUCAGUGGACUUUCGAACCCAAGGUUGCUGAGUCCAUUCUUGAGAAGUGGAUGAAGGAUGGAAAGGUUCCUAUCUUCCGCAACCAGCCCAUUGAUCGAUCCAGCAGCGGAGUGACCAAGAAGAAUGGCCAAAUCACCUCUUUCAGAACUACCAAGGGAAGUGUCUUUAAGGGCAAGAUGUUCAUUGACGCCAGCUACGAAGGUGAUCUCAUGGAGGCCGCUGGUAUCUCAUACAGCACUGGACGUGAGAGCAUCAGUGACUACAACGAAGAUGCCGCUGGUUUUCGACCUGGAGGCUCUGAUCAACUCUCCAAGGUUGAUCCCUGGAAGAAGAAGGGUGACUCAAGCAGCGGCCUCAUCGAGGGCGUAGGCAGAGUUGUCAAGGAUGCCGUUUCUCUUAAGGGCAAGGGCGAUGACUAUCGUCUACAAUCUUACAACUUCCGCAUGACUCUCACCAAGCAGACUGACAACAGGAUCCCCUUCACCAAGCCCGCCGACUACGUCGAGUCUCGUUAUGAGCUCCUCUUCCGUUACUACGAAUCUGGAUACACUGGAACUCCUUUCACCUCACAGCUCAUGCCCAACAUCAAGACCGACUCUAAUGCUCAGAGCCAAGUCAGCACUGACAUGAUUGGCGCUAACUACGACGAUGAUGGCAACUACGCUCUCUGGUCUUAUGACAAGCGUAGACAGAUCUACCUCACACACAAGUCCUAUACUCAGGGUUUCUUCUGGGCCAUGGCCAACCAUCCCCGUAUUCCCAAGUCUUUGCGUGAUAGGGUCAAUGAAUGGGGAUACGCCAAGGAUGAGUACACCAAGAAUGGCAACUGGCCUUAUGAGAUCUACAUUCGAGAGGGACGUCGCAUGAACGGUGUCUACACCAUGCGCCAAAGCGACAUCCAGACUCCCCCAUCCCGACCAAACCACAGCAUCGGCAUGGGUGCUUACUCUCUCGAUGUUCACCAAGUCGAGCGAAUCGUCUACAACGGAGAGAUCCGCGACGAGGGCAAAGUUCACAUCGCUACUCCCGGCCCCUUCAACAUUCCUCUCCAGGCUCUCCUCCCCAAGCCUAGCGACGCAACCAACUUCCUCAACCCCGUUACCAUGAGCGCUACCCACAUCGCUUACUCUGCUAUCCGUAUGGAGCCUACAUACAUGGUCAUGGGCCAGGGUGCUGCCACUGCGGCGUGCCUUGCUAUCGACCAGGGCGUGAACAUUCAAGACGUGGAUAUGUCCACAGUGAUUGCGAGACUCAAGGCCGAUAAGGCUGUGCUUUCAUAGACUAGCGAGUUCUGAUACCAUUUUUUGCAUAAUUAAGUUAUUGUAAUACGAUCAUACAUCUUUUUCUCAUCUUCAAGCGUGACCAGUAUGUG
This is a messenger RNA of Fusarium verticillioides 7600, 2130 nucleotides long. RefSeq lists its product as hypothetical. The record is from RefSeq and is a predicted model, not a curated record. Lineage: Eukaryota; Fungi; Ascomycota; Sordariomycetes; Hypocreales; Nectriaceae. Bases 224 to 2038 code for a protein of 604 amino acids. The transcript has 2 exons.